Molecule: messenger RNA, 1701 nt
Organism: Pestalotiopsis fici W106-1
Lineage: Eukaryota; Fungi; Ascomycota; Sordariomycetes; Amphisphaeriales; Sporocadaceae
Exons: 6
Coding region: 1-1701 (566 amino acids)
Biological process (GO): transmembrane transport; nucleobase transport
Cellular component (GO): plasma membrane
Molecular function (GO): nucleobase transmembrane transporter activity
Source: RefSeq, a predicted model, not a curated record
AUGGCAACGACAAGGACAAUCGGCAAGCUGAGAGAGACGGUCGCGCUCAAGGCCGAUGAUGCUCACCAUGAGGAGGUCAAUGCCUGGUGUAACCGCGACUUGAUCCCGUUGCCGCCCUCGCGCCGCACAUGGGGCUGGUUCAACUUUUUUGGUUGUUGGUCGGUAUCAUCGCUCACGGUUGCGACAUGGCAGACCCCGAAUACGUUCCUGACGCAGGGUCUUUCGGUGGGCCAGGCCAUGGCCAUUGUUAUCAUCUCGAGAGCUAUUUGCACCAUUUUUGCCGUGGCAGUUGCGUGGUGUGGUUUGACUUGGCACAUUGGCUUUACUGUGCAGAACCGUUUCACUUGGGGCAUGAGGGGUAGUUAUAUCCCCCUGUUGCAGCGCAUCCUGCUCAAUUUCAUCUGGACUGCGAUUCAAUGCUGGAAUGGCGGCAAACUUGCCAGCGUGUGCAUCACUGCAAUUUGGCCCUCCUUUGCCAACAUUCCAAACACACUGAGCGCUAAUACGCCUACCACGACGUAUGAGCUGAACGGGUUCAUGGUAUUCUGGUGCAUAUCCGUGCCGUUCUUAUUCAUCCGUCCCGAAAAGUUCAAGAAGCCCUUCUUCGUCUCAUCCGUCGCCUGCGGCCUGGCCAUGGUAGCCUUGAUGAUCUGGUCACUGUCCGUGGCCAAGGGCGUGGGACCCAUGUUCUACCAGGGCCAGACGGUUUCUUCGUCGUCCAAGUGGAGCGUGUCAUGGCUGAUGCUGUCGGGAAUUAACCAGGCUAUUGGCGGCAAGGCUGCAGGUAUGACCAACAGCAGUGACUUUUCGCGAUACGCCACGAGGAAGCGUGAUUACAUCUACGGCACUCUGAGCGUGUACUGGCUCGUCGGUGUUUUGGUGUCGCUAGGAGGUCUGAUCACUACGGCUGCUGCGCAAAAGAUCUACGGUGAUGUGUACUGGAAUCCGCCGGACCUCCUCAUGGUCAUGAUGGAUCAUGGAAAAGGAUCCUCUGCGGCGCGAGCUGGCGUCUUUUUUGCGUCACUCGCCUUUGCAUUUGCCUCCAUGUUCGAAAACGUCUGCUCCAACUCUGUCGCCGGCGGUAUUGAUCUUUCAGGACUGUUUCCGAAGUAUAUCGACAUUCGCCGCGGCUCCCUCAUCACAUUCUUCGCCGCCUGGAUCAUCCAGCCUUGGCAGCUCGUCAACCGCGCCGCGACGUUUGUCUCGGUGUUGAACUCGUUCUCCGUCUUCUUGGCACCCAUCAUGGGUGUCAUGGUGUGCGACUACUUUCUCCUGCGCAAGCAAAAGAUUCGCUUCUCGAGCUUGUUUUACCCCGAAAAGUCGCAGUACUGGUUCUGGCACGGUGUUAACCUGCGCGUCAUUCCCUGUUGGAUCGCGGGCUGGGCUCCUACACUGGGAGGAUUGAUUGCUACUGCGGGUGGCGUUUCAUCGCCUAGAGGAGUGUACGAGCUGUACUACAUGGCAUUUUUCAUCGGAUUUUUCAUCAGUUUCGUGUCAUUCUAUGUCAUCAAUCUGAUAUUCCCGCUGAACCAUCUCGGCGAAUUUGACGAGGUGGACCACUGGGGCACCUUUACGGUCAGGGAAGCGGAAAAGUUGGGUAUUGUCCCAGAGGGUCAAGAGAUUGAGGGUUCGUAUGGCGACUGGAAGGAUGCGGUCGGUACCGAAGUCACAGAAACGCCAGGGUACAAGAGAUCCAAGUAA